Molecule: messenger RNA, 492 nt
Organism: Marasmius oreades (fairy-ring Marasmius)
Lineage: Eukaryota; Fungi; Basidiomycota; Agaricomycetes; Agaricales; Marasmiaceae
Exons: 1
Coding region: 1-492 (163 amino acids)
Source: RefSeq, a predicted model, not a curated record
AUGUCAUUUGUGCUUGAGCCACUCAUCCCUGUCGGUGAAAAGGGCAUGAAGGUGGUUAGUGGGGAUGGUGUGGUUCAUCAUGGAUUCCCUCUUCAUGCCAUUUUUGUUGGAGAUUACCCUGAACAGCUUCUUGUAACAGGGCAGAAGAAUGGUGAAUGUCCUGUUGGAGAUGUAGAAAAGGAUAAACUUGGAGAUUUAGAUGCGGAAUGUAUUCCACGGGACAUCUUGCCUAUACAGCAAGCUUCAGCUUCUAUCGGUAAUGGAUACGAUGCUUUCUACAAGGCCUGUUCUGCAGUUGGAAUCAAGCCAAUUCAGAACAUUUUUUGGCGCCAUCUUCCUAAUAUGAACAUCCAUAUGUGUAUCACCCCAGAUGUUCUCCACCAAUUAUUCCAAGGUGUUAUCAAGCAUGUCUUCUCAUGGUUAAAGCAGGUUUUUGGCCAUGAGGAGAUUGAUGCUCGCUGCUGCCGCUUUCCUCCAAACCGCAACAUUUGA